UUUCAUUCCCUUCAGCCAUAAUAAUUAAUCAUGAUGAGUAGCUUUUUGAUCCGUAACACCCCCUCUACCUCCCUCCUCGGCGGCGCUCCCAUACAUCAGCAGCACGAUUCCAGAAGCCCACCGAUCCGAGCCAGCUCGGAAAACAAAACAACAUGUCGUCGAAACAUCGUGAUCAGGACACUCUUAGCGGCGUCGUUGGGCAUGGGCCUGAGUCCCGUUACGACACCAAUAGCAAUGGCCCAAAAUUGGGGGACCCGUUCGUUCAUCAAGGAGCGAUUCUUCGAGCCCGGGCUGUCGCCAGAGGACGCGGUGGCUAGAAUCAGACAGACGGCGGAGGGGCUUCGGAGCAUAAGGGAGAUGCUGGAGAACAUGUCAUGGAGGUAUGUUCUGUUCUACAUUCGGCUGAAAACGGCGUAUCUUAGUCAGGAUCUCAAGAACGCCAUGACUAUUUUACCACAAGCUCGCCACAAGGAUUAUGUCAAGGCCGCUAAUGAAUUGGUUGAGAACAUGUCCGAGUUGGACCAUUUCGUACGGACGCCAAAGAUCUACGAGUCAUACCUUUACUACGAGAAGACCUUGAAAUCAAUAGACGACGUUGUGGCAUUACUAUAGCUAAUUAGCUAUAUAUACGAGAAUGUACUCUUGUAUUUUCUAUGUAUAUGUAUGUACACUUCUCACUUCUAUAAUUCCAUUAAUUUUGGAAGCACAUUGAGAUCUCUUCAGUAGUCUGACUUAUUUAGGUAACUUUUCUUCA
Molecule: messenger RNA, 754 nt
Organism: Humulus lupulus (European hop)
Lineage: Eukaryota; Viridiplantae; Streptophyta; Magnoliopsida; Rosales; Cannabaceae
Product: photosynthetic NDH subunit of lumenal location 2, chloroplastic
Exons: 2
Coding region: 31-612 (193 amino acids)
Biological process (GO): photosynthetic electron transport chain; photosynthesis
Cellular component (GO): photosystem II; photosystem II oxygen evolving complex; chloroplast
Molecular function (GO): calcium ion binding
Source: RefSeq, a predicted model, not a curated record